UGAUUGGAGUGCCCUCUGUAAGCAGGAUAAUGACCUAAUAUAUAUAAAUAUUUUGCGCUGUAUCUGUAUCGAAUUUAGAGGUUAGGAAUUAAAUGUAAGCAAACAAUUGAAUAAAGUCAUCUUUGCAAAUCAAACACGGUGUUGAGAACUAUUAUUUCAGAAACCCUUUACCAUAAUAUUGUUAUAAAAUGCUUUCGUCGAUAGUGAAGGAACAUCAGCAACAACAAGCCGUCAGAAAAGAAAAACAAGAACAAAAGCGUAAAGAAGCUGUACAAGCAGCAAACAAUUUGACCCAAGCCUUAGUUGAUCAUUUGAAUGUUGGGGUAGCGCAAGCAUACUUGAAUCAGAAAAAACUUGAUGCAGAAGCCAAACAGUUGCAAACUAGUGCUACAAAUUUUGCAAAGCAAACACAAUCUUGGCUUCACUUGGUCGAGUCAUUCUCAAGUGCUUUGAAAGAAAUUGGUGACGUCGAGAACUGGGCCAGAAGUAUUGAGGGUGAUAUGAGAACAAUCGCAACUGCCCUAGAAUAUUCUUAUAAAGCUACGCAAGAAAGCCAAGCAUCCACUUCUGCAUAAGCGUCAUCCGUAAAAAUCAUUCCUGCUGUAUGUACAUAUAUCAUUGUAUAAGUGUUCUCUUGAACAAUAUACAAUACUAAAGAUUAGUUAAGUUAUACUAUGAUAUCAAAUUCCUUUUAAUAUUAUGAUGAAAUGAGAUUUAUUUUUUGUAUAUACUAACAUUAAAUUCCAAUUUAUAAGUGA
Molecule: messenger RNA, 758 nt
Organism: Nasonia vitripennis (jewel wasp)
Lineage: Eukaryota; Metazoa; Arthropoda; Insecta; Hymenoptera; Pteromalidae
Gene: Blos1
Product: biogenesis of lysosome-related organelles complex 1 subunit 1
Exons: 4
Coding region: 189-575 (128 amino acids)
Biological process (GO): endosomal transport
Cellular component (GO): BLOC-1 complex
Source: RefSeq, a predicted model, not a curated record